AUGGAAGCUGCUCCUAUAGCGGCCGCUCUGCCCAUUGCCUCUACUCAGCCUCUUGCCGGGGAGCCAGGGCAGAGGCCGGGUGGGAUGGAGCGGGACAGCGGGGCGACUUCUCCGACGGCCAGCGGGCUGGGGCUGGGGGCCGGCCAGCGGGAGCAAGCAGCAGCGGCCGGCGGCUGGGAGACGCCGGAGCCCGGCCAGAGCCCUCUCCAGCAGUCGCUGAGCGGAUCCCAGAGUCUGGAGCAGCGGCUCAAUGAAAUGGGUAUCAGGAAGCAGACAUCGUACAGGAAAGCCAUCUUGAGAUCAGGACUACAGCACCUAGCUCCAGAACAGGCACCCAGUACCAUCCCAAAGAAUGGGCCUACCAGAGAAAUGCGGACCAGCCCUGACUGGACUGAAAAUGCUAUAAAUGGUGACCAUGUUUGGCUGGAGACGAACGUCUCUGGAGAUUACUGCUACCUUGGAGAAGAGAACUGUUUGGUAAAGAUAACGAAGUCAGCUCCGAGGAGAAAGUGUGCUGCUUGCAAAAUAAUUGUGCACACAGUUUGUGUGGAACAGCUGGAGAAGAUCAGUUUCCAUUGCAAGCCAACCUACCGGGAGGGAGGUAGCCGUUCUCUCAGAGAGCAGAGUUUUGUGAGACAUCAUUGGGUUCACAGACGGCGUCAGGAAGGAAAAUGCAAGCAAUGCGGAAAGGGUUUCCAACAGAAGUUUUCCUUCCACAGUAAGGAAAUCAUUGCCAUCAGCUGCUCCUGGUGCAAGCAGGCAUUUCACAAUAAAGUGACAUGUUUCAUGUUGCAUCACAUCGAAGAGCCGUGUUCGCUAGGUGUGCACGCUGCAGUCAUUAUACCCCCGACAUGGAUUAUAAAGGUGAAAAAACCACAGAACUCCUUCAAGUCUUCAAGUAGAAGGAAAAAGAGGACAUCAUUGAAGAGAAAAACCAGCAGGAAAGGAGCAGACGAAAGCAAAUGGAAGCCAUUUAUAAUCAAGCCCAUCUCAUCACCCUUAAUGAAACCACUUCUGGUGUUUGUAAACCCAAAGAGUGGCGGAAACCAGGGGCCUAAGGUGCUCCAGAUGUUCAUGUGGUGGCUAAACCCACGGCAAGUCUUUGACCUCUCACGUGGAGGACCAAGAGAAGCCUUGGAACUGUAUCGAAAGGUCGCAAACCUCCGGAUCCUGGCCUGUGGUGGAGAUGGAACGGUGGGCUGGAUUCUUUCCCUGUUGGACGAACUACAACUCAAUCCCCAGCCUCCAGUCGCAGUGCUUCCACUUGGUACAGGAAACGACCUGGCCCGUACCCUCAACUGGGGAGGGGGGUACACAGAUGAACCAGUUUCAAAGAUUCUCUGCCAUGUAGAGGAGGGCAAUAUAGUCCAAUUGGACCGCUGGAACCUCCAUCUUCAGAAUAACCUCCAGCCUAGCCAAGAUGAUGCUGAAGAAGGCACUCAGAAGCUUCCACUCACUGUGUUUAACAACUACUUCAGCCUGGGUUUUGAUGCCCAUGUGACACUGGAAUUCCAUGAAUCUCGGGAAGCAAAUCCAGAACGAUUUAACAGUCGAUUUAGGAAUAAGAUGUUUUAUGCAGGGGCAGCUUUUUCUGACUUUCUGCAGAGAAGCUCUCGUGAUUUAUCCAAACAUGUCAGAGUGGUGUGUGACGGCACUGAUUUGACACCCAGAAUCCAGGAUCUGAAAUUCCAGUGUAUCGUCUUCCUCAACAUCCCCAGGUAUUGUGCAGGCACAAUGCCUUGGGGUAACCCUGGAGACCAUCGAGACUUUGAACCACAGCGUCAUGAUGAUGGAUGCAUUGAGGUCAUUGGCUUUACGAUGGCAUCUCUGGCUGCACUGCAAGUCGGGGGUCAUGGUGAGCGGCUCCAUCAGUGUCGAGAGGUGAUUCUUACCACUUACAAGACAAUCCCCAUCCAGGUGGAUGGGGAGCCGUGCCGGCUGAGCCCAUCCGUCAUCCGGAUCUCACUAAGGAACCAGGCCAAUAUGGUGCAGAAAUGCAAGCGGAGAACCUCCAUGCCACUAUUGAAUGAUAUCCACAAGGUGCAGCAUGCUGAUCACAGACGGGUCUCUGCUCCUCCUGAUAGCUUCACUCUCCCUCACACUGUCCCUGGUCGGCUGAGGAUCCGGGUGAACAGGAUCAGCCUCCAAGACUAUGAAAGCCCACAAUACAACAAGGAACGGCUACAAGAGACCUCAGUCCCACUGGGAAUUAUUGUCAUUCACGGAGACUGUGACCUAGAGACCUGUCGCAGGUAUAUCGACCGACUACAGGAGGACUUUUACCCACCAACACCCGACGGACAUUGGAUUCAUUACCAGAACAGUGACGCUUCCCAACGCCGAAUGUUGUCUUCGCAGAAUCUUUCUUCCAAAUGGUGCUUCCUAGAUUCAACUUCUCUGGACCGCUUCUACCGCAUUGACAGAGCCCAGGAGCACCUCCACUUUGUAACAGAAGUGGCUCAAGAUGAACUUUUUAUUCUGGAUCCAGAGAUGGUGGCCGUACAGAAAAAUGUGACAUCCCCUGGAAUGCCAGACCUGGUGGUGGAUCCACCGCAAGCCAAUACUGAGCUGUGGAAUGGCUCCAACAGCAAGUGGAUCACAAGUGACAGCUGCGAUUCUGAGUCUGGGAUACAACACCGGUAUCUCGCCAGAGAGACAGAAAGGCUGACCCACCAGAAACUCCGGCCUCCCUCAUCCUCCGAGGAAAAAGAACUUCUUCAUUCAGUCUUAGAGGGUGAUCUGCAAAAGUUCAUAGAGUCCUGCAGUAAGGGAGUGAGUCUGAUGGUGAGCAGCACUGAAGGAUACUCGGUGUUACACUGCGCUGCAAAGAAUGGCCAUAAGGAACUUGUAAAGUACAUCAUUGAACAUGGGCCUCCUGAUUUAUUAGAUGCAGCAGAAAUCAAAACGGGCGAGACAGCACUACACAAAGCAGCAUUCCAUCGGUAUCACACAAUCUGUCGUUUUUUAAUUGAUGCCGGGGCCUCAUUGAUGCAGACUGAUUUCAAGGGCAACACUCCGAGACACAAAGCACAGGAGGCUGGUGAUCUGGAGCUAGCCGCCUACCUGGAGAACCGGCAGCACUACCAGAUGAUGGCACGCGAGGACCUGGAGACAGCAGUCUGA
This is a messenger RNA of Rhincodon typus (whale shark), 3123 nucleotides long. RefSeq names its product diacylglycerol kinase, iota (gene dgki). The record is from RefSeq and is a predicted model, not a curated record. Gene Ontology annotation, biological process: regulation of synaptic transmission, glutamatergic; intracellular signal transduction; lipid phosphorylation. Gene Ontology annotation, cellular component: nucleus. The transcript has 34 exons. Lineage: Eukaryota; Metazoa; Chordata; Chondrichthyes; Orectolobiformes; Rhincodontidae. Gene Ontology annotation, molecular function: protein binding; ATP-dependent diacylglycerol kinase activity. Bases 1 to 3123 code for a protein of 1040 amino acids.